This is a messenger RNA of Cinara cedri, 1321 nucleotides long. NCBI's taxonomy places the organism in Eukaryota, Metazoa, Arthropoda, Insecta, Hemiptera, Aphididae. The record is from the annotation of a GenBank genome assembly.
AUGGGUAACCUCUCUAUUUUUUAAGAUAAAAUAUCUCAGAGUUUACCCUAUUUUCUUAACUUUUUCAGUGAUUUUUAAUCCAUAGUUGGGGUUAUUAGCAGCGGGUGCAGAUGCUAAUGCUGCAGAUAACCAAGGAAAAACUGCUUUAUAUUGGGCUGCUUAUAAAGGUCGUAAAGAGGUAGUAAAGGAUCUAUUAGCAGCGGGUGCAGAUGCUAAUGCUGCAGAUGACCAAGGAAAAACUGCUUUAUAUUGGGCUGCUCAAGAUGGUCAUAAAGAGGUAGUAAAGGAUCUAUUAGCAGCGGGUGCAGAUGCUAAUGCUGCAGAUAACCAAGGAAAAACUGCUUUAUAUUGGGCUGCUUAUAAAGGUUAUAAAGAGGUAGUAAAGGAUCUAUUAGCAGCGGGUGCAGAUGCUAAUGCCGCAGAUAACCAAGGAGUAACUGCUUUACAUAAGGCUGCUCAAGAUGGUCAUAAAGAGGUAGUAAAGUAUCUAUUAGCAGAGGGUGCAAAUCCUUUGUUGGAGAAUCGUUAUGGUCAAUCUCCUACAGACUUAGCUGAGAGUUAUGAGAUAAGAAAGAUUUUUGAGGGUGCAAGUGAAUUGCCUAAGAUGAAAAAAGAGAUGAUUGGCGCGAGUGGGAUGUCGCUCCUUGAUCUUGUGCUAAUGAAUCCAACAGAUGAAGCUAAUAUGAUACAUUGCGCGCAUAAUCCUAAAUUGUUACAAGAAGGUACGUAUGAAGAUCGUUACUAUAUAUUUGCUGCAAUAAUAGGUGCUCGAUUUGAAGCUAUAGAAAAAAGAAGAUAUUUAGAAAAUGAAGCUAGUAAUGCAAUGAUACGUAUGUGUAAACUUAAUGGACAGGAAUUGAGUGAAGAUGCCAGUAGAAUAUUAGUUGCUAAUAUUCCAAAUAUUAGGUUAAAAAGAUUAAUUGUUGCAAACAUUAACGCUAAAGAUAAAGGUCAAGGUGGAAAAACUCCUUUACAUGAUGCUGCUUUAUAUGGUCAUAUAGAUGAAGUAAAUGCUCUAUUAAAAAAAGGUGCAUAUGUUAAUAUUAGAGAUGGUGAUGGACACUCUCCUUUACAUCAGGCUGCUGCAAAUGGUCAUACGGAGGUAGUAAAGCUUCUAUUAGAACAAAAAGAUACAAAUGUUAAUGCUGCAGAUAAAAAUGGGUACACUCCCUUAGAUUAUGCUUCUCACAGGGGUUAUCAUGUUUUUGAAGGAAGUCAUCAAGGGGUGAUAGAUGCUCUCUUAGCAGCAGGUGCAAAAAAACCUAGCACUCAAAUGGAUAGAACACAAAUCGCUCAGGAAGGGGCAAGUAAGAAAGUGUAA